Molecule: messenger RNA, 1422 nt
Organism: Fusarium keratoplasticum
Lineage: Eukaryota; Fungi; Ascomycota; Sordariomycetes; Hypocreales; Nectriaceae
Exons: 4
Coding region: 1-1422 (473 amino acids)
Source: RefSeq, a predicted model, not a curated record
AUGGCCGACUUAGCUUUGGGCGCGAUUGGCGUCGUCCCGGUCGUUGAGUUUGUUUUCAAGUCUUUCAAGGGCCUCUACAAAAACUUGAAGACCUUCAAGGAGUACGCUCGAGAAGCAGAGCGAAUUCGGCGACAGUUGGAGGUGCAGGAAGCCAUCUUCAAGAAUGAAUGGAAGAUCCUGAGGACCAGCGAGCAUCCAGGCGACACAACACAAAGACUGCGAGAGAUCCAGGACCGUCUGAAGGUUACCUUCCGAAGCAAGACAUGGUCUGAGAGCAUCGAGAAGCUGAGGCGCUCCAUAGGCAACCUAAGCACACUCAGGGCACAACUCGAAAAGCUUGGAAAGCCGGCGAGACACGAGUUGUCUGUGGAGGGGAAGACUCGUGAACGGUAUCUCAUGGAGUGGCGGGGCUCAGUGGCUCUAGAGUCUGGAUUGGUGCAACUGCACGUUCGAUCUUCUAUACUCCAAUUGGACUUCGGCGCUUCGAGGAUGCCCUUGACACCCCCAGACGAGGAACAUCAAGGGAUGUCGAAGAGACGAAAGGUCGUUCGAUUUGAGGAGCCAACUGUGAAGCAGACCGUCGGCCACCAGGCUCAAGAGUUCGAGCACAAAGCAGGGAGCCAGCUGAUCCAUCAGACGUCCCGCGAUCUUCGGUCGUCAGGCGACAUUUGCUUCAAACUGACAGGCACGCCACCCACCCAGAACGCGUCGUCAAGUGAAUCGGCGCCGCACUGCUUCGGGCAUCUUGACUGCACUCGGCAGAGAGACAACUUUUGUCAUACUUUCUAUCCAAGCUGUCCCGAAACUAGUCGUCGUCACACUGAACGCAGUCCGAUGGCGCUUGACGAAAUCAUCAAGACCAGCAGGAGAGACCUAAUCAACCCCAUUGAUAAACUGAGACUGGCACGAAUGCUUGUAUCCGCGGCGCUCAAGUUCUACUCAACUCCAUGGCUUAACGACAUCUGGCAGCUCGGAGAUCUGUUCGUGUCAGUAGAUGACAUAGAAGACCUCUCGCAGUCAAUUCACAACAUGCACCUCUCCGCUGAGCUUGGAAAGACACGAUUGGCAGCCGAAAGUGAUAUAAGAGACGAUGAGGAAAUUCGAUGCAACAUCAAAUGUCGGCCGCUGUGGAGUCUUGGAGUGGCACUGGUGCAGAUUGACCACUGGGAGAAGAUUGACUUGGGCGACGCUCUCGCGGUUCGUAAAGCGGCGGCGAGGACGUCUCAGAUCUCCCCCAAGUAUCGGGAUCUGACGCAGCAAUGUCUGGAAUGCGAUUUUGGGCGAUGCCGAGGCCAAGAUCUGUCAAGAUCUCCUCUGCAUCAGACUGUGUACAAGGUGGUUCUUGGUGAGCUGGAUCGCCUGCUGUCGCUUAAGGAACAAGAGAUGAGCCCAAUGCAGGUCUCGGAUGAGGGUGAUCUUUAA